Molecule: messenger RNA, 2286 nt
Organism: Ruditapes philippinarum (Manila clam)
Lineage: Eukaryota; Metazoa; Mollusca; Bivalvia; Venerida; Veneridae
Product: carboxypeptidase N subunit 2-like
Exons: 3
Coding region: 138-1496 (452 amino acids)
Cellular component (GO): extracellular matrix
Molecular function (GO): protein binding
Source: RefSeq, a predicted model, not a curated record
UCCAUUAAGACGAACGAUAAGACACGGCCAGGUUAAAAUCAUUAAAAACUCAUUUAGAUAAAUAAAUCAAGGCUAAUUGCAGACUGAAGCCGUUUUCUGUCAGCAUCUUCCUUUAUGUUCUUAUUUCGACAAAAAAAAUGAUGAUUCCCAUGAUGUUGGUUUCGGCGCUACUCGUUCAGAUGUUGUUCGUGUCGUGUCAUUGUUUUGUCCUAGAGACUGAUGCUACCGAUUGCCCCGUAAACUGUAGUUGCGCAGACGACUUUAUUUGUAGCAACAGAUCAUUACAAAUGGUGCCAUGGAUUCCAAAAACUCGUCGUUGCAAAAUAAGUCUGAAUGAUAAUCACUUAACUAACAUAGAAGCAGGAAUAUUUAAAAAUCAAAGUACUAGCCAAGUUUGUAAUUUAAAUUUUGAUAGCAACGAAAUUCAGACAAUAGCGGAUGGAGCGUUUGAUUGGAUUAGGAAUGCGUCGAUCACUUUCUAUUUAAGGCAAAAUAAUCUAUCGUCUAUCCCAAAGGCCUUCGAAAAUCUUUCGCAGUUACGUGCUUUAUACUUAAAUGAAAACCCGUUGAUGCAUUUGAGUUCACAAACUAUGAUCAGUAUUGGACGCUCAUUGAUGACCUUCACCUUUGAUAUGGGCUAUUUUCAGUCUUGGCCACACGAGCUUCGGUAUUUACGUUCGUUAGCCACCCUUAAGAUAGGUUACAUUCCAUUUUACGUAUUACCACAAAAUGCUUUUCAUGGUUUUGAAAGCACGCUAGUCAGUCUAGAGAUUCACAACUCAAGGCUGGAAGAAAUUCCACGUGCGUUAUGCAUAUUCAACUCCUUACAAUAUUUAAACUUUUCAUCAAAUCAUAACCUAAACAGAAUGACUUCACAGGUUACCAGUCACUGCACACACAACAGCUUUCAGGUCUCAUUUUUUUAUUUUGAUGAUAAUAACAUGGAAAUAUUUCCAGACUUAAGUUUGUUUCAUAACGUCUACAGUAUGACUGCAAACAAAAAUGGGUUUCUUGUCAUGAAUGGUGACUUUCUAACUUCUUUAAAUUUCACGAUUUACAGUCUUGAUCUAAACAGAAACAAUUUUACUCGAAUACCAUACGCGGUAAAUGAAUUCAGAUCAUUGGCGCAGUUGAACAUGGCAUACAACUCCAUAACAAGUGUCGCGGAGCCCGACGUUUCGAAGCUUACCGAUUUGAAUGUCCUCGAUCUGAAAGGCAACCCAAUAUUGUAUAUCUCCAAAGAGUCUUUCAUCAACAAUUUAAAACUAAAUGUGUUAGAUUUAAGCGAGACCAGACUGUCCCAAAUACCCGUUGCCGUUAUGACCCUUAGUAACCUUGUUCAGUUAGGCUUAGACAAUACUCCCGUUGACUGUACGUGUGACCUGGCAUAUUUGAAGUCUUGGAAUAAAACCAACACAAUUUCUGACACAUCCCACUGUUACCUAUCGACAGAGAAAACCAGAGAUUUUCUUGAACAGUCUCUGAUACAUUGCUAAGACAGAACCUAAACAUUCUUUCUUAAUUCCUGACAAAUUUUCAGGCUUUAAUCAUAUAUUUUUGCCAUUGCUAUCACUGAUGUUUUAAGCAUAUUUAGAUAAUACUGUAACAAUUUUAUAUGUUCUGAACAGUUUGUUUGUGAAAUAUACUGUUAUGGAUUAAUAUUAUUAAACGAUUCUUUGAGAUAGAUACUGCUAUGGAUUAAUAUUUAAUGAACGGUACUUCUUUGAUAUAUACGUGUAUACAGUACUGUUAGUGACUUAUAUUACAGAACGAUUGUUUGAAAAGUUAUGGAUUUAUAUUAAUGAACGAUUCUUUGUUAAACAUUCUUUUAUGGAUUAAUAUUUAUAGUAAUAAAUAAAUGGAAGAUUCUUUGUGAAAUGUACUGUUGUGGAGAAAUAUUAAUGAACGAUCCUAUGUGAAAUAUAGUCGUAUGCAUCAAUAAUUAUGAAGGAUACAUAGUAAAAUGAAAAUAACAAGUUAUGAAUUAUUAAUAUCAUUGAACGAUUCUUUGUUGGAAAAAUACUUAUAUGAACGAUUCUUAUCAACGAUUCGUUGAGAAAUAAACAUGUGUUGAGGAAUUUGAUGCACGAUACAUUGUAUACUGUAUUGUAUAAUUUAUCAUGAACUUUUUAAAUGUUUUAUGAUGUUCGUAUAGAAACACUUUAAUACAUGUAAUAUAUGCUUAUACCACAUGAUAGACUGUUUGGUUGAUAUUAAUUAUAUCUAUAGAUUGAUUGUUGGUGCCUAGAAAAGAUCGUUUCACAAAUAGGUGUUUACCUUAUACCA